This is a messenger RNA of Penicillium angulare, 795 nucleotides long. Its product is annotated as alpha/beta hydrolase. Bases 1 to 795 code for a protein of 264 amino acids. The transcript has a single exon. NCBI's taxonomy places the organism in Eukaryota, Fungi, Ascomycota, Eurotiomycetes, Eurotiales, Aspergillaceae. The record is from RefSeq and is a predicted model, not a curated record.
AUGUCUGCUCCAAAGCCCGAGAUCGUCUUCAUCGGGGGUGCCUGGCACUACCCAGAAUCAUACGCCAAAUUCUGCACCAUUCUGGAAUCUCAACAAGACCUCACCGUCCACCUCCCCCAACUCACAACCAUGAACGGAGCACGACCCCCAACAGCAGAUCUAUACACAGAUACAGCUCUCAUCCGCCAACUAGUCACCGAACUAGCCGAUAAAGGCCGGUACCUGGUUAUCCUCAUGCAUUCAUUUGGAGGCCAAGUCGGUACCAAUGCCCUCGCAGGCCUAGGUGUUGAAACUCGUAAAAAUCAAGGCCUACCCGGAGGUGUGAUUGAACUAGUCUAUAUCUGUGCACAUGUACUGCAAGAAGGUCAAUCGGUGACUGGGACAAUGGAGCAAAAGGGACAUGCAGGGUAUGUUCCUAUUCUGUUUGACUUUGCUGAAGAUGGUACAUGUAUUCCUGGAGAUUCGAAAGGCAUGGUUGGCACUGGACUUUCAGAGGAAGAUCUGGACAUCUAUCUACAGGGACUAGGGCGUUGGAGCGGAAAAUCCUUUCACCAGCCUUUGGAGUACUGUGCCUGGCGGGAUAUUCCAGUGUCUUAUAUUCAGACUCCACCUGAUGCUUUGAUGCCUAUGGCGUAUCAGAAAGCGUUUGUGGAGGAUAUGGAGGCUGCUGGGCGUAAGGUUAGGACUUUUGAGCUUGAUACUGGUCACUGUCCCACGAUUACGAAACCGGAAGAGCUUGCCAACAUUAUUCAACAGAUUGUUGUGGAUGUUGUGGCCGGGGGCUUGAGUUUAUAA